AUGAUUGAAGCGACCGGUAUGGAGCAUCUGCAACCCGGCACCAGGCACCCCGAUCCAAUGGAUAUUUCGGAUUCAUCAACCACGGGAGCUUCUCCUCGUGCUUCCACUUUUCCCGAACUCCUCCCUUUCGCUACAUUUUCUUUGACGCAGACUCCUUCCUUCCACAUGGGGGCCGACUGCAGCUUGCUUCUUAGCCCGGUUUCAUCUGUGGCCUCACCGCCAAUGCAGCAUGUUGUGAAGCAAUACGCCAUCUUCUCCGACACCGCGCUCGCCCAUCUACCUAGCCCUCCCAACAGUGGCAAGAUCUUUUACCCGCAUUGGAACACGAGCUUUGCUAUGGAUCAAGGACCCGGCCCUAACGACGACGUCGCGAUUCCCCCAGAAUUCUAUAUGCAAGAGCGUUGCACUCCAGAUCCGGAGUCGUUUCUCGGCAAUUACAAUCUGGCUGAUGCGAGCCAGACGGCCCUGAACCAGCCUGCUCACUACUUUGCGCCCGUCCCUCAUCUCGGCAGCAACGGCCCUCCCAUGGUGCAUAGCGGCACCGUGCAGUCCGGGGAUAGCCAAAAUACACUAGCGACUUCGUCUGAAGUGAAGACACCAGGCGACGCGCCCAUGUCUGAGAUAGUCACUCCGACGAGAACUUCGAGGAAGCGCUCGGUUCCCACUACUCCAGAGGCGAAGAAGGAAGAUGACAAUUCUGAGUCGCACGACGAUACAGACUCUGACGAGGCUUAUUCUAGCUCGCGACGCGAUAGCAACUCCGAAGGCAAAAAGCCGAGGAAGCGUGCGGCUCCAAAGAGGCCUAGCGCCUCGCGCACCCCUCCAGUCGAUAUUUUGGAGUAUCAGAACUGCUUUGGUGAUCUUGUUGCACCUCAGCUCAAAGACAAUUGCCCUAAAGAAGAACGCUGCAUCUUCAUGUCACGAUGGAAACACCGCGAGAAGAAGGGUCAGGACAUGUGGGACAGCAUUCAGGAAGACUUCUACAACGAGUUUCAGAAGGAGUCAUGCAAGGAGACACUUCAGAUGAAGCUUACUCGGGGCCGCCCUAGGUAUAUUCAAUGGACGCCAGAGGAUGAAGGCAUUCUUAUGCAAGCAUGGAUGAACGUUGAGCGCAGUCGAUACAAGUUCAUUAUGGAAGAGUUUUACAAGCUCGGAGGCUCACGCAACAUGCUCCUCAAUCCUGGAGACAUUGAAUUCAAGGCAGUUGUUGACCUUGGGCUCGAGGAGGAACUCUAUGUCGAAGGCAUCAACGAGAUGGAGAUUCGGCGUCGCUGCCGAUUCUUGGCGGGCAAGAAGAAGGCGGGAAACAGAAAUGCGGAAGAGCCAGGCAUCUCAUACAGGGGCCCCUCCCUGCUUGGUCGGGUGAUUGACGAGGACGAAGUGAUUGACCAAGUGGUGGCCCAGCAGCUGAGCGGAGCGACACGCAAACCCUUUGCAACGCGACGCAAGCGCCAAAACGCAAAGCCGACCAAAGGCCCAAAGAGGCUCAAGGUGGAGAGAGAAUAA
Beauveria bassiana ARSEF 2860 is the source of this 1506-nucleotide messenger RNA. RefSeq lists its product as uncharacterized. The transcript has 3 exons. NCBI's taxonomy places the organism in Eukaryota, Fungi, Ascomycota, Sordariomycetes, Hypocreales, Cordycipitaceae. The record is from RefSeq and is a predicted model, not a curated record. The coding region runs from base 1 to 1506 and encodes 501 amino acids.